Molecule: messenger RNA, 1476 nt
Organism: Fonsecaea multimorphosa CBS 102226
Lineage: Eukaryota; Fungi; Ascomycota; Eurotiomycetes; Chaetothyriales; Herpotrichiellaceae
Exons: 2
Coding region: 1-1476 (491 amino acids)
Biological process (GO): cell wall mannoprotein biosynthetic process; protein N-linked glycosylation
Cellular component (GO): mannan polymerase complex
Molecular function (GO): alpha-1,6-mannosyltransferase activity
Source: RefSeq, a predicted model, not a curated record
AUGAACAGGCAUCACGCCUUUACCAAUGGCUACGCCGCCAACAAGAAACGAGAUGACGAUAUCUACCGCCCCUACACGGACCGCUCCGACCUCGAGAGCAAGUAUAUUUGGGGCAUGCCCGAUCUAGUCGAGGAUGAGAAAGUGGAUUCUUCCUUCAAUCGAAAGUUCGAGCCGCGAAAACGAGCCCUCCAUACCCGGUCUCGCAACAUCCGGCUGGGCUUGGGCAUCCUGGGGAUAUGCUGCUUAGCAUUCUACCUCUUCUUUCCCUCCAACUCCACCUUGUCUCUGCUAUCGAGUGGUUCGGCCACGUUGCCUCUCUACGACGAUAUCGAGACAUUGCGGUACUAUGACCUCGAGGAUGUACAGGGCACCUCGGUUGGUUGGGAGAGGGAAGAACGAGUGCUGUUAUGCACACCCCUGCGGGAUGCAGCACCGCAUUUGCCCAUGUUCUUCGCCCAUUUAAGAAACUUCACAUACCCUCAUCAUCUCAUCGACCUGGCUUUUCUUGUUUCCGAUUCCAAGGACAACACUGAAGAGUUGCUCUCUCAAAUGCUCGAAACACAACAAGCCGACCCCGAUCCCUCACAGCCGUACGGAGAGAUUUCGGUCAUACACAAGGAUUUUGGACAGGCAGUCGGUCAAGAUGUAGAAAGCAGACACGGUUUUGCGGCCCAAGCCAGCCGAAGAAAAUUGAUGGCGCGAGCACGGAAUUGGCUGCUCAGUGCGGCCCUGAGACCAUAUCACAGCUGGGUUUAUUGGCGUGAUGCUGAUGUUGAGACGUGUCCCUACACCAUCAUUGAAGAUCUCAUGCGGCAUGACAAGGAUGUAAUUGUACCCAAUAUCUGGCGGCCCCUGCCUGACUGGCUAGGGGGUGAACAGCCCUACGAUCUCAACUCCUGGCAAGAAUCCGAGACAGCCAUUGCCCUCGCCGAAUCGCUGGACGAAGACGCUGUCAUUGUAGAAGGUUACGCAGAGUAUGCCACAUGGCGGCCUCACCUUGCCUACCUCCGCGACCCCUACGGCGACCCCGAUGUCGAAAUGGAACUGGACGGUGUUGGCGGAGUCUCCAUCCUCGCCAAAGCCCGAGUAUUCCGUGCUGGCGUGCAUUUCCCGGCCUUCUCCUUUGAAAGGCACGCCGAGACAGAAGGAUUCGGGAAGAUGGCUAGACGCAUGAAAUUUUCUGUUGUUGGGCUGCCACAUUACACUGUGUGGCACCUGUACGAACCGUCGGUGGAUGACAUCCGACACAUGGAGGAAAUGGAGCGCGAGAAGCGCGAACGGGAAAAGCAAGAAAAGGAAAACGCCGAACAGGUCAAGAAGCUCGAAGACGAAUUUCGACAGGUGGGCUCUCAGUGGGAGCAGGACAAGGAAGCUAUGGCGGCAGGAGUCAAGAAGGAAGGUGUGCGACUGAUCAACACCAACAGCGACAACAGCGAGAAGAAGGCCUCUGUCGAGAGAAAAGAGGACAGUGGCUGA